CUUGAGAGUUGUCCAACCGGCUGUCUUGACACGCACAAUAGUCGCAGCUUUGACGAUCGCAUCGUAAACAGGUUACUGUCACUGUUUGUUGAACUAUAUUUUAACUCAUAACUUUGCGUUGUGACGAAGGAAGUAAAACUUUAAAUUAAAAAAAUAACACACAACAAGAACAAUUUAUGUAGUUCAGUAGACUCCACCAGUGGUGUGCUACAUCCAGCAGCUAAUAGCGUCAACGCUAUGGUUGACUGCUAGCCUUCAUUGACGAAGUGACAAGUCCACUGAGAGCACCACUACGGAGUGAAAAUUCUCAGCAUGUUUCAGUGAGCGAUGCAAUUGCUGGUAUUAGGGAUGGCCAUCUGGGGGGCGCAAGCUUGUUCCGACUCACAGAGCUGCACGACAACACUGCCACCCAAUGCCACCUCCAAAGAGUACUGCUACUCAGCCAGAAUUCGCAGCACAGUGCUGCAGGGCUUGCCUUUUGGUGGUGUACCAACUGUUCUCGCCCUUGACUUUAUGUGCUUUUUGGGCUUGCUGUUUGUGUUCUCCUUCCUGCGAAAAGUUGCUUGGGAUUAUGGACGCCUCGCUCUGGUCACCGACGCCGACAGGAGAAUGGAUCAGCGUUACAGUCGUCUGGAUGAUCGGGAAUAUGUGGCUGCGGACUUGACAACAGACCCAUCUGAACGCUAUGAGCGCCUCACCUCAGUGUCCAGCUCGGUAGACAUAGAUCAGAGAGACACAGGCUUCUGCUCUUGGCUCACUGCUAUCUUCCGCAUCAAGGACGAUGAGAUUAGGGAGAAGUGUGGCGAGGACGCAGUACAUUAUUUGUCCUUCCAGCGUCACAUUAUCGGCCUGCUGGUAGUGGUGGGUGUGCUCUCUGUUGGCAUCAUCUUGCCUGUAAACUUUUCAGGAAACCUACUUGAAAACAAUGCUUAUAAUUUUGGAAGAACUACGAUAGCAAAUCUAGAUGCAGAUAAUGCGCUCUUGUGGCUGCACACCAUAUUUGCAUUCCUUUACCUGUUACUGACAGUGUGCAGCAUGAGAAGACACACCUCCAAGAUGCACUACGCAGAGGAUGACCUGGUCAAACGAACAUUAUUUGUCAAUGGACUCUCCAAAUAUGCAGAAGAAACUGAAAUAAAGCAACAUUUUGAGCAGGCGUAUGAAAACUGUGCUGUGCUGGAAGCCCGCAUCUGUUACAAUGUGGCAAGGCUGAUGUAUCUUAACUCUGAAAGGAAGAAGGCAGAGCGCAGCAAGAAAUUCUUCCUUGAUCUACAGGCCAAAGAGCACAUAACCACCAUGAUAAACCCAAAGCCAUGUGGACAUCUUUGCUGUUGCAUCAUCAAAGGUUGUGAGCAGGAAGAGGCUGUGAGUUAUUAUACCAAGCUAGAGGCUCAAUUAAAAGAUGGCUACAGGAAGGAGAGAGAGAAGGUCAACAGGAAACCUUUGGGAAUGGCAUUUGUCACCUUUCAAAACGAAUCCAUAACUGCUAUAAUCUUGAAGGACUUCAAUGCUUGCAAAUGUCAAGGCUGCCACUGUCGCCGAGAGCCGCAGAGCUCUGCAUUCAGCGAAAAACUCCAGACACACAACUGGACUGUGAGCUAUGCCCCUGAUCCGCACAAUGUCUACUGGGAGCAUCUGUCGUUGGGAGGAUUCUCGUGGUGGAUGCGCUGCUUGAUCAUAAACUGUGUCCUCUUCCUCCUCCUCUUCUUCCUCACCACUCCAGCCAUCAUUAUCUCCACCAUGGACAAGUUCAAUGUUACCAAACCGGUGGAGUACCUAAACAAUCCAAUUAUCACUCAGUUUUUCCCCACCCUCCUCCUGUGGUCCUUCUCUGCCUUACUUCCUACCAUUGUCUACUACUCGGCCUUCUUUGAAGCCCAUUGGACGCGGUCAGGAGAGAACAGAACUACUAUGCAUAAAUGCUACACUUUCCUAAUCUUCAUGGUACUCCUACUGCCCUCCCUUGGUCUAAGCAGUUUGGAUGUUUUCUUCCGGUGGCUUUUUGACAAAAGAUUCUUGGCAGAUGCUAAAGUGAGAUUUGAGUGUGUCUUCCUUCCUGACAAUGGAGCCUUCUUUGUGAACUAUGUCAUUGCAUCUGCAUUCAUUGGAAAUGCCAUGGACCUGCUCAGGAUCCCUGGUCUACUUAUGUACAUGAUCCGCCUUUGCCUCGCUCGAUCUGCAGCCGAGCGCAGGAACGUCAAGAGGCAUCAAGCUUACGAGUUCCAGUUUGGCGCAGCUUAUGCUUGGAUGAUGUGUGUCUUCACGGUGGUUAUGACCUACAGCAUCACCUGCCCAAUCAUUGUCCCCUUUGGGCUGAUGUACAUGCUUCUCAAACACUUAGCAGACAGGUACAACAUGUACUAUGCUUAUCUGCCUUCCAAACUGGACAAGAAGAUCCAUUCUGGAGCUGUUAACCAAGUGGUGGCUGCUCCAAUUCUUUGUCUAUUUUGGCUUCUUUUCUUCUCCACGAUGCGCUCUGGAUUUUCAGCUGCAAUCUCCAUGUUCACGUUCAUAGUUUUGAUCAUCACAAUCACUGUCUGCCUCUCGCACGUCUGCUUUGGACAUUUUAAAUAUUUGAGUGCGCACAACUACAAGAUUGAUACUCAAGUAUUGGAUGUGACUGAGAAGGGACCUACAGAGUGCACUACUGACUCCAACAAAGCGGCACAGAUGUACAUCGCAGAGGUUUUGCAAGAUCCAAAUUCAGAGGAGGCCGGAUCGGGCAGUGGCGAGGAUGACGGUCAGGGGUCAUCGCAGGACGAGGAAAUAAUCAAUGUGGAAAAUGGCCUGAAUGAGGACUUCCAGUCUGGAGAAGAUAGCCUCAUUGAAAAUGAAGUGCGACACUGAGACAACAGAAAGAUUCAACUUUGAGAAGAAUGCGCUGAAUAAAUGAACUUAACUGGAUGUGGUUCAACAAGGUCACCAAAGCUUCUCAACCUGAUCGAGGGACGUAAAACUAAUGGACACGUGUUGUCUACUAAUGAUUACGCGGAUUCUUACAUACUUACAGCGGGACUACUUGCAAAAGUAAUGCAUGAGCAGUAAAGUCCUUCGGAGCCACCACCACAGCGCACGGACUCAGUGAAAAGACACAAAAGGAGACAUGACAAAUAUGGCCCGAUCUUGCAUUCGAAACAAGAAGACUGAUAACUCCAAUAAGCUCCGCUUUUCACAAAGGCACCGUCGAUGACAUGCCUUCAAGAUUUCCUCAUGAUUGUCUGCUAGUACCCCAAAAUGUCCCCACGCGAUGCUUCAUAUGUAAUGCGGCUAUCAAGAGAGGUGCAGAUGUUUCCACAAUGCUCAUCCAGUCCCAUAGAGGCCUCGAAGAAAAGAGCACUAUUUUCUUUUAGCACAUAACCUCUUUGGGCAUUGAUUAGAAUAUGUACAUUGCCUUCCCACUGUGGAAGAUGAUCGGUAUCUUAGCACACUAUACUGAUAGAAGCGAUGCAGCCCAUUGGGAUUGCUGUUGGACUGCUGCUACUUGACCCUGCUACAAGAGGACUUUGAGUUGAAUAGGAUGGACAGAAAGUCGGUGGGGUCAGUCUGUUAUGAUACUCAAUUGACAUUUGUCUUCUUUCUAUCUUUUUUUUGCCCAUAGGUUUACAUAUUUACGCACAGCUACUGACAUUUGCAUUAAUUUUUGGUGGUAACUGGGUAUGGACUAGUUAGUCUCCGUCUUGUCCUUGUUAACUGUUGUGUAUAUAUAGGCACUUGAUCAUGUAGGUCCUGGUAGGCGUAUUAUAAGAUGUUGGCAGCCAUGUUACAGCCUUCCGAAGCUGAUUUGUAAAUUGUUUUAAUUAAAUUGUGUAAUAUCUAUGAUAAAACAUGAACCAUCACAAAAGAAGUCAACACCCACAACUGUGGGUAAAAUGCAUUCGUCUAAAAUAAUUUAAGCUGAACCAAGUAACAUUUGCUGAUCUGAACUGAAAGUACGGACCCAAUUAAGGCCUUACUCUGCAUCAAACUUGUCAUUUUUAGGCCCCACAGCAUUUAAUCAACAUAUGCUCAAAAUCUGUGGUAGUUAUUUGUUCAAAUGUUGCAUCUUUUUUUUUUUUGUAUGGCCCUUAGGAGGCCCCCAAUGAGAAAAAAGGUUUCCCAUCGCUGUCAUCGGGACUCCAGUAUGAGUCGGCCGUUUUUGUAGCUGUUGAUAAAGUUAACGUUUCAGUCCCGUUUCACAGCAUUCACAAUAACAACUCUAUUAAAGCAGCUGCUCUGAUCCAUUAGGGUCCGAUCACAACACCAACAGUGACCAUGACCUGUAGUCAGAAUGUGUCUAUUAUUUUGGUACUAACAAAACAAUUGUUUGACAUGUUAAAGUGGCGUUCUCUGAUGAUUGUAAGAAGACUGUUUCAUACCUCUACAUUUGUAUACCUCUAAUGUCUUGAAAUCUCUGAAUGGGUUUCAGAGGGAUACUUUGACAACACUAGUUCUUUAACUUUGAAUGUACCUGACAUGCACAACUUUUGAUAAGAUGCGAACAGUGCUCAAUAGCUAAUAGGUGAUCAGCUUUGGUUCACUGGAAAACCAACUAUACGUGUUAUUUUGUAUUAAAACUGAACUGACAGGUGUAGUGUUCACUGCAAGGAGAACACCCAUGUGUGUAUAAACUCAUCCACAUUGUGAAUCAUAUUGUUUUACUUAAUUUCCUAUGCACCUUUGGACUCAUUGGAAAUAAAAUAGUUUUUGUUAACAAAAAAAAAAAACCUCAUUAUUAGUUGUCCGCUUGUUCCAUUCUCAAAUUAUUUGAGUAAAAUGUUUCGCCCUCUCAAAUUGCACUUUUAAUUUUCUCGCUAGUUGGAAUAAAAUAAACAUCUUGUUUACAUUGUUAGGCCAUCCAUUUUCAAUAGCGCUGGACUUCAAAAGGGUCACUGGUGAGCUGGAGCGUAUCCCAUCUGACUUUGGGUGAGAGGGGGCUGCAGCCUGAAUUGGACAUUUACACUUAAGGGUAAUUUAGUCUUCAAUAAAUGUAUGUUUCUGGAAUGUGGAAGGAAACUCAUAAAAGUUUGGGGAGAACAUGCAAACUCAAGUCAACAGGAAGACAAAGAUUUGAUCCCCAAACCUCAGAACUGUGAGGCAGACGUGUUAACGACUAGACCACAACUUUACAACAAAUGUUCUCUAAUCAUUUACACAGCUAUUGCCAGGACUACAAAUAUCAGUAUAAACAUACAGUAUACUUGCAGUUCAGCACCCACGGAUAUUCCUCCCACCCCCGUUUUGUUUUCUUUUUUUUUUGUUGUUGAGGGGAACCAACCCUGAAAUUUGGUUUAUCCCUGUUUAUUUAACAUUUUGGGGUGUAAAAAAAAAAAAAAAAAAAAAGUUUUUUUUUCCAGUGCAAUUCUGAUGAGUGUUAAUUAUUCGCGGAUUUUCGCUAUUUGCGGUCCAGCCGUUCACUAAGAGCCGUGAAUAGUGAGUGGUCUGCGGUGUAUACAUUCUUGCUAUCCAAUGAAAACAUGGCAUGUACUCCAAAAAUUUUCUUUUUAUUAUAAAAAAAAUAAAAAUAUAGUUCAUUAAGUUUUCAAUUACAUCGUGUUCCAAAUUAUUCAUUGCAGGGAUUUUUGCUGAGUAUUAUCAAUCUGUAUCAUAUUUUAUAAUAAAUGAUGAUUUAUUUUAAAUAA
Messenger RNA from Phycodurus eques (leafy seadragon), 5618 nucleotides. RefSeq names its product transmembrane protein 63Ba (gene tmem63ba). The record is from RefSeq and is a predicted model, not a curated record. Gene Ontology annotation, molecular function: calcium-activated cation channel activity; nucleic acid binding. NCBI's taxonomy places the organism in Eukaryota, Metazoa, Chordata, Actinopteri, Syngnathiformes, Syngnathidae. Gene Ontology annotation, cellular component: plasma membrane. The transcript is spliced from 24 exons. Bases 328 to 2847 code for a protein of 839 amino acids.